GCAUCAAAGUUGGCUGCAGCAGGACCGCCAGGAGGCUACCCUCCCCAAGGCCAGCAGGGCGGCUAUCCUGGGCAGCAGCAGCCAUCAUACCAGGCGUACCCGGGUAGCCCACCUGGUGCCGGCGCUCCGGUAAGUAAGCAAAGAAUCUUCUGCUUCCGCUCCCUCGCUUGCUCUGCAUCGUCAUCACCCACGAACACCUCGCCACUUUGGACCCCGGCGCAAACAUCCUUUCACCGCAACGCCUUCUUUCCUCCUCUCUCUUCGUGCUUUGGGACCGCGCAUUCCUCGGACUCGACCCACGCUCCUGCUGCCCAUCUCUGCGCCGCCACGCCUAUCUCUCCCGACCUCGACACGCCCGCAUCCACUACUUGAUAUAUCGCCAUGGCAAACUAUCGCGGCUACCAGCCCUAUCCCAACUACGCGCCUAACGCCUACUCGCAGAGCCCUCAUCCGCCGACGAACCCCGCCAUUCCUCCGCCCUAUCCCUCUGCAUCCCAAUCGCCCUACUCGUCAGCUCCGAGUCAACCACCAUACGGAACAUCUUCUCCCUAUCCACAAGCACAGACUGGAUACAAUAGGCCGCCACCGCCGCCUCCGGGUCAGCAAUCUCAGUCACCAUAUCCAGGACAAGCGCCACAGGGCCAGCCAUCGUAUCAACAUUAUGGGCAACAGAACCAAUGGAACCAGCAACCUCAGUAUACCCAAAACCAGUGGGCCCAGCCACAACAAGGUCAAUGGGGUCAACAGAAUAGCUACGGACAGCCCGGAAAUCCGCCUAGUGGCGCUCCCCCGCCGCAAGGACAAUAUGGCGGCGGUGCUCAGCAAGCUCAGUAUGGCCAGGCUCCUCCGCAGCAGACAGGACCAGGGGAGGUCGGCGCCUAUCGUCAGCUUCUGCAGUCUUGCAUUCAGGAGAAGGGAUUACAGUUUUUCUACCCGCCAAACUCUCCGAUCAUCGAUCAGAUCGCGAACCGCGCUCCCGCUCUGGUCAGCCAAGUCAUCCAGCGCUGGCGUGUCGCCAAGGAGAUCGCAAACGACAUAGUAAAGCUUGCCCUCUACGACAUCCAUCUGUUCAUCGACGAUAGCGGUUCCAUGUCAUUUGAGGAGGGUGGUGAACGCAUCAGGGAUUUGCGCGUUAUUCUCGAGCGAGUCGCCUUUGCAGCUACCCUCUUCGACCCCGAUGGCAUCUCUAUCCGCUUCAUGAACACGGAUCUCGGUCAUGUGCGCGACAAUCAAGGCCGGUCUCUUCAGGACGGUGUCGGAACUGAAGCCCAGAUCAACCAGAUCAUGCAGGGCGUCCAGUUCAAGGGUCUCACUCCCAUGGGCACCUCGCUCAAGAACAAAGUGCUUGAUCCCAUCGUCCAGAAAGCAUCUUCCGGCCAGCUCAGGAAGCCGGCACUUGUCAUCACCAUUACAGACGGUCAGCCCGCCGGCGAACCUCCGAAUGCCGUCUUCGAUGCUAUCAAGAAUGCAUUCAAAGCCCUGAAGGAAUUCCCUUGCACAAAGGGCGCAUUAGCGCUUGAGUUUGCCCAAGUUGGGAAUGACGAGAUGGCGAGGAAGUUCCUCAGCAAGCUCGAUGAGGACCCAGGCGUGGGUCCGAUGGUUGAUUGCACGAGCAACUUCGAGAACGAGCAAGACGAAAUGUCGCGCGCCAAUCCGCCCGUCGAUCUCACUCCGGACCUCUGGAUGGUCAAGUUGCUUCUGGGAGCUAUCGACGCCAGUUACGAUUCGAAAGAUGAAAAGACCAAUCGGCCGGCUGGGGUUCCCGCAUACACGCCCCCUGGUGGUGGGUUCGGCGCGCCGCCGGGGUACGGGCAACAACAGCAGCCAUAUGCUCCACAAGGUUACGGACAGGCCCCGCCCGGACACGGGCAAUCUCAAGGUUACGGACAGCAGCCUCAGGGUUACGGCCAGCCUCCCCAGCAAGGCUACGGCGGCCCUCCACAACAAGGCUAUGGGCAACAGCCACCUUAUCCCGGCGCACAGCAGCAGCAACGUCCGCCCCAGGGAGGCUAUCCUGGGCAGCCCCAAUACGGGGCCCCUCCGCCUGGCGGGCGGUAUUAAAUUGACUCAGAACUCAUGGCUUCAAGUCAAUUGCGACGAGAUACGUGAUGGCGGAUGGGCAAAAUGGGUACUUCAGGUUGCGGGACUCUCUUCUCGUGAUUGAUAAGGGUUCAAGGACUUGACGAGUUUCUUCUAAGUUUCCUCAUUCAGACUGGGUGGUCUGUACCAGGG
Molecule: messenger RNA, 2232 nt
Organism: Trematosphaeria pertusa
Lineage: Eukaryota; Fungi; Ascomycota; Dothideomycetes; Pleosporales; Trematosphaeriaceae
Exons: 5
Coding region: 382-2061 (559 amino acids)
Source: RefSeq, a predicted model, not a curated record